This is a messenger RNA of Phytophthora nicotianae INRA-310, 2019 nucleotides long. RefSeq lists its product as hypothetical. The record is from RefSeq and is a predicted model, not a curated record. Gene Ontology annotation, biological process: protein import into peroxisome matrix, docking. Gene Ontology annotation, molecular function: protein binding. The transcript has 3 exons. Gene Ontology annotation, cellular component: cytosol; peroxisomal membrane. The coding region runs from base 1 to 2019 and encodes 672 amino acids. NCBI's taxonomy places the organism in Eukaryota, Oomycota, Peronosporomycetes, Peronosporales, Peronosporaceae.
AUGGACGUGCUGGGUAAGAUCGUACAGGGCACGGGCUGCGCCGUGGACGGCACUGUGGCAGCACAGAACCCGCUGUCGCGCGCGCUGGACAGCGUCGUGCAGUCACAGGCGCGCGGCCGCCAGUCCCGUGGGCCUAUGCCUGCCUACCGUGGCCGCAGUGAGCUGCAGAUGCAAAUGCAGCGCCCUCACGUAGCGCGGGCAGCCGACCCACAGUUCCUUGCAGCAUUCGAGCAGGAGGCUGCCAGUCGCUCGCGCAUGGAGGCGGCCUUUCGCUCGGGCGAGGCGCAGCAGCAGAUAAUGCAUGCGCACCAAGCCUCGAUGGAGGCGGCCUUUGAAGAGGCCCAGCGCGCACAGUUUCAGCACAUGCCGGGACCUCCACCACCGCCCAUGAUGGGCCCGCAAAUGAUGCAUCCGCGCGCCAUGCAGCAUGAUGCUUGGGUCGAGGACUUCCGCUCCAAUCAUCUAGACGACGCCUGGCAGACCGCUGGCAAGUCCCAUCACGAGGUGGCGUGGGAAGAGACGAAGGCGCCGGUGCCUGUGAUGCACCAGCCCAUGAUGCACGCUGCUCCCGUAACAACACAGCAGGUCGACGCUCCCCUGGAGCAGGCGACGCAGGAGGCUGCGAAGAAUCUCGAGGCGCAGCAGGCUUCUAGCGAGAUGGCGCGCACUAUGAGCCAGAACCCAGACCCGAAAUUCCAGAACAGCCAGUUUCUCAAAUUCAUGAACCAGGUGAGCACGGGUGAGGUGCAAAUUGAUGAAGAGAAGAACGAAGUCGUGAACGGGGAGCUCAAGAUGGAGGGCGCUCUAGAAGGAGCGUGGGAAGACACGUCGGAUAUGCACUCGAACCGAGAUCUUUUCGACGCGAGCUGGAAACAGAGUGGAAAUGCCUCAGCAGCAGCAAUGGAGAACGCGUUUGCAGAAGCAGCUGGUGCUCCUGCACACCCACUCGAAGGAGCUUGGAUGGAGGCCGGUACAGCUAAUGCCACCGGCUUGGACCAAGCGUGGGGUGACUCGAAGACUGCGGAGGAGAAGAUGAUGGACAGUGCGUGGGGUGAAAGUGACAACUUGGAGGCGAUUUGGGAGAAGGCGAUGGCAGAAGCACAAACUACAGACCCGUUCGAAGAUGCGUGGGAUAAUGCCACCAGCCAGGACUACACUUACAAGACCGAGAAUCCAUUCCUGGAAUCGUCCGAGAAUUUCCAAAAGGGGAUUGAGUUUUUCAAGUCCGGCCAUUUAGAUGACGCGAUCCUCGCUUUCGAAGCAGAGGUACAGCAGCACUCGGAUAACAGUGAGGCGUGGAGAAUGCUCGGUGAAUGCCACGCAGAGAACGACGAGGAUAAAAGCGCCAUUAUUUGCCUGGAACGUGCGGUGGAGGAGGAUCCGUAUAACUUAAGUGCACUAUUGGCACUCGGAGUCAGCAAUGUGAACGAAUUGAACCCGCAAGGCGCGCUGAAAACACUGAAAGCUUGGGUACAGCACAACCCCAAGUUUCAUGGCCUGGAGAUCCAGGUAGACGAGUAUAGCGACGGGUCUUUGAUGGAUGAAGUUAUGCAACUGAUGCUGCAGGCACGUGCGCACGACCCCAGUGAUUCGGACGUGCAAGUUGUGCUGGGUGUCCUGUACAACGUGUCAAAAGACUACGACGCAGCAGUCGCGAGUUUCAAGGCUGCGACGGACUCGCGGCCGGAUGAGUAUGCGCUGUGGAACAAGAUUGGAGCGACACUAGCGAACUCAGCUCGCUCGUCCGAGGCCAUCCCUGCGUAUCAUCGUGCGCUGGAGUUGAAGCCUCGAUAUGCUCGCGGGUGGCUCAACCUGGGCAUUAGCCACGCCAAUCUGGGGAACUACGAGGAGGCCACAAAGUGCUACUUGCAGGCGCUGAGUUUGAACAACCGCGCAGACCAUAUCUGGAGCUAUUUAAGAAUCUGCUUCACAUGCAUGGAGCGGUUCGAUUUGGUGAAGAUCGCGGAUACGAAAGACAUCGCCCGCUUCCGCGAAGAAUUCAAGCUCAUCGAUCUCUAA